CGGGAAGCCGAGUGAAUGCCGAGGCCGAUGAGACGGGUUCAAACUUUAGCAUCUUCCGUGACACGGCUACGCGCCUAAAUGAAGGUUGGACGUCAUUCGCCCCGCGCUUCUCCAGGAUUCUCUCCAUUCCGAUCGACCCGGGGCGAAUACUCCACCUUAUAAAGAGUCGCGAAAUCCCAAUAUCCUCGAUGAAGGACCCCGGGCAAAGCAAUACCGAAAGAUGGGCUAUACAACGCUCUGGAAGCGGCUCUCGCCGCGGCAGCUAAAUGCCACCAUCCAGGUCUUCUCGCUCAUUUCUAUAUUCUUCGAGGGCUAUGACCAGGGCGUGAUGGGCGGCGUGAAUUCCUCGCCCAGGUACGUGACCGAGGUCGGCAUUGGGAAGCCGGAUGGCACCGUGACAGACACCACGCACCAGGGUGGGAUUGUCAGUGUCUACUACCUGGGUGCCAUCUUCGGCUGCUUUGCUGGAGGGUGGUUGGCUGACCGAGUUGGUCGAAUCAACGGCCUGCUGGCGGGAGCGUUGUUUGCCUUGGUUGGCGGCGCGUUACAGUCUGCCGCUCAGAAUUCAGACUUUAUGAUUUGCGCUCGAGUGCUGACAGGAAUUGGUACUGGAGCUUUAACUGGCAUUACCCCUGUCUUGGUGUCGGAGACCUCUUCUGCAGAUCACCGCGGCGGGUUCCUGGGAUACGUCUUCAUUGCCAACUAUCUCGGCAUAUCAGUUGCAUACUGGAUAUCCUUCGGCCUCGCCUUCGUCGAUAACGGAUACUCAUCCGUGCGAUGGAGGUUUUUACUUGCCUUUCAAUGUUUCCCAGCCCUGAUUCUAGUCUGCUGCAUCAAGAUGUUGCCUGAUAGUCCGAGGUAUCUUGCUUCAGCUGGUCGGAAAGAAGAGGCGCGUGAUCUAUUGGAGCGUAUUCGCAAGCACAGGGCCAGUCCAGAAGAGAUCGAUCGUGAAUACUUGGAAAUUGUUACAUUGGCUGAGGAAAGCCAGCUCAGCUCACCUAUCCAAUUCAUCAAGAUCAUGCUCGGCAAGGGUGGAAAGCGGCAUCCGAAUUUGGGCAGACGAGCUUGGCUGUGUAUCUGGCUUCAGAUCAUGGCCUCCUGGACAGGUAUUACGGCUGUCACUGCAUAUUCUCCAGUUCUCUUGCACCAGGCUGGAUACAGCUCCAUCAAACAGAACGGCCUGGCUGGAGGACUCAACACGGUUGGCAUCAUCGGUACCAUAAUAAGUGCCCAUAUCGUCGAUCGCCUAGGUCGCCGUGUCUGUCUGAUGGGGGGUGCAGCAGUCCUCUUUGCUGUUAAUAUUAUUGCUGGAGCUGUCUACGAGGGAUCAUUGCAUGACCCCAGCAAGGCUGCUCAGUAUGCCCCCGCGGCUAUUACCAUGUUGUUCUUGUUCAAUAUUGGUUAUGCUGCUACGUGGGGCACUGUCGCGUUUUUGGUGCCCACGGAGAUAUUUCCCUCUGACUUGCGUGCCCAAGGUAAUGGCUUCGGCAUCACUGGGUGGGCUAUCGGUGUGGGCAUGACCACGUUGGUGAAUCCGAUUAUGUUCGACGCCAUGAAGGUAAGAUCAAGUCAUUCCGGUUGUAGAUGAAGCUGACCGCUGUCCCAGAGCCGCACCUACUUCCUCUUCGCCGGCCUUAAUUUGAUUUGGAUCCCUAUAGUCUACCUCUUCUACCCCGAAACCCGUGGCCGCUCUCUCGAGUCGAUUGAAGCACUGUUUUCCACCAAGAGUCCCUUCUACUGGAAGAUGGAGCAGGCGUAUACUCUCCACGGUGAUGUCUUACUGGAACACGGAGUGGGCAAGAAUGAUGGGCUCGAUGCUGCUGGGAAUCAGUUGACAUCAUAUGAGAAACCGGGGGAGCAGAUGAUUGUUUGAUGCCCUGAAUCUCCUGUACAAUUCAUCCAAUCAAAUAAGCUACCUUCCAUCGUGAUUGGCAGUGUCCAGGCCCCAACAUCCAGACUCGCAAAUUACUUGUGAAGUGGAGAAGGCGUUGUUGUUUGGUUAAUCCUUUUCGAUGAGCACCUAGCUUCUUUCUCUUUAAGAGAAUAUUGUAUAACAUAGGAACUUUUCGCCAUUUGGCCAGUUUUCUGCACCCUCUGAUUCAAACGUUCGAGAUGAGUUAUUGCGGCUUGAUCACCCCCAAUGCUCUUGUCUUGUUUAUAUUGCCGUUGACGUUGCAAUGGAAAGGGACUAGAUGAUUGAAUGUGGUGAAUUCGUUCCCCUCGGUCUCAGGGGAAC
This is a messenger RNA of Penicillium brasilianum, 2236 nucleotides long. Lineage: Eukaryota; Fungi; Ascomycota; Eurotiomycetes; Eurotiales; Aspergillaceae. The record is from the annotation of a GenBank genome assembly.